Microcebus murinus (gray mouse lemur) is the source of this 1220-nucleotide messenger RNA. The record is from RefSeq and is a predicted model, not a curated record. Lineage: Eukaryota; Metazoa; Chordata; Mammalia; Primates; Cheirogaleidae.
UUGAAGCGAUCCACCCGCCUCGGCCUCCCAGAGUGCUAGGAUUACAAGUGUGAGCUACCUCGCCCAGCUUUGUGCCCUGAUUUCUGCGUUGGAGAAUGUGGCUUAUAACAGUUCUGUCUCAUAGAUUUAGGAUAAUUUGAGUUAUAUACAAACAUUUAAAACAGUUCUGGGUAAACAGUAAGCACUACAUAAAUAUUCAUUAAAUAAGAUACAAACAAACAUGCCAGCUUGGGAAAACCAGUAGGCAAAGAAGUCAGGAAAUUCCAAGUUCAUUAUCAAAGCUCUUCACUCAGAAGGCUUUAAUCCAGAUGCCCUUGUUGUCUCCUACCCUUGCUGCCAUCCCAGCGUCUCCAGGCAGUAAGUAGAAAUAAAGCUCCUAUCCCACCUCUUGAGCAUUUUCCCCUCCCUAGAAGGCCCAUAAUCUCCUAGCAUGUCAUCCCCCUCUCCUCAAAAGUGAUUAAGGGGCCAGGCUCCAAAGAAGAUUAAAGGAACAGUUUGUGGGGUGCAUUGGGCAGAAGUACUCUACUGAGUUCAACCACCUUGUACUCUUAAGAAUCACCACCAUGGCCCUUGUGCCUGGGAGCAGUGAGGAGGAUGGGCCUUGGGCUAGAGAUAGCCCAGGCUCCUCCAAGCACCCAGAAAGUCCCAGGCUGACCAACCCUCUCUGGAAGGACAGAAGAGAGAUUGGCAGGGUUGAAGGGCGCCAGGAUAUUCAGGUUAGUACCUAUCCACCUAGUGUCUUGCAGCUGGCUUAUCCUCCAAUUUGCCCCAGCCUCCCUGCUGUCUCUACUCAGGUUGUUUCUCAAAAGUCCCACCUGCCCUCUAUUGUUGUGGAAGCCUCUGAGGUGAAUGAAGAAGAGAGUGAGGAUCUUCAGUGGCCCCAUGAGGAGCUGCUGCUGCUUACAGAUGGUGAGGAAGAGGAGGCUGAGGCCUUCUUCCAGGACGAAAGUGAAGAGCCAGGCUGGGCUUGGAGCCCACAGAACCCCAGGUCACCCUUAAGAACAUUUAAUGUUGGACUCAGCUGGGGGCAGGAAGAGCAAGAUGCCUCCUGGAUUCCUGAGGACACAGAGUGUCUGGAAGCCCCCAACCUCUGUUCUUUUUGGGACCCAGCAAUAAGCUCCCAUGCCUGCAGAAGCCGCUUUGUGGAAUAUUCUCAUCUUCUGCCUCCCAGUAGCUUUGAGGGUAAGUAUUGUUCUCUCUCCUUCAAACAUUUCACCUAG